AUGUCUGGUGAAAAACCAACUAGUGAUCGUCCUAAUCGAUGGCAUCGUCGCCACCAAUUUUGGAAUGCAAUGAAACGCCAUGCUUAUUGGACAAAUCGAUUUAAUCCAUAUUAUAAUUAUGGUUAUGCUGCUGCUGCUUCACCAACAUACAACUAUGGUGGCGGUUAUGGUAUGGUGAAAUCUGGUUAUAUUUAUUAUAAGAAACCGUUUGGUCAUAAACGUUUACCAUGGAAUUCAGUGUUAACACUUCUAUUGAAGAAAAAUGGUCGCAGUGUUGCACGUUAUAAAGUGAUGAUAUCAUCGUUACCGUAUCGAUUUUCGAUGCGUAUUCCGGCUAUGCGCAAAUAUAAUCAUGGUAAUCGUAGACGUCCACACGGUUAUCAAAUUAUGGCUAUAAUAACAAAUAAUCAAGUUGAUUUGCAUUUAAAAAGUCGAAAUGUAACAAACGUUAAACGACGAGGAACAAUGAAACUUAUUGUUGAAUAG
Didymodactylos carnosus is the source of this 486-nucleotide messenger RNA. Lineage: Eukaryota; Metazoa; Rotifera; Eurotatoria; Philodinida; Philodinidae. The record is from the annotation of a GenBank genome assembly.